Molecule: messenger RNA, 552 nt
Organism: Emiliania huxleyi CCMP1516
Lineage: Eukaryota; Haptophyta; Isochrysidales; Noelaerhabdaceae
Exons: 3
Coding region: 1-552 (183 amino acids)
Source: RefSeq, a predicted model, not a curated record
AUGCGUGCCACCGCUGCAUCUACCGCCGCAGCGGAUGCCAGCCCGCCGCCUCCUCCUCCUACCGUGCUGAUCCCGGGGUUCCUGAGCAUGGGCGACUGCUGGUCGUCCGGCGAGCUGGCGGCGCGCGACGGCGCGCGCGCCUUUCUCCCCACCCACCCGGGCCCGCUCUCCUCGCACCACGACCGGGCGGUCGAAGUGUUUUACCAGCUCGUCGGGGGCACGGCCGACUACGGCGCCGCGCACGCGGCAGAGUGCGGCCACGCGCGGUACGGGCGGACGUACGGCGGCCUCUAUCCGGAGUGGAGCGCCCGCCGUCCCGUCGACCUCCUCGGCCACUCCAUCGGCGGCGUGACGGCGCGCGUGCUGCUCGACCUCCUCCGCAGACGUGCCUUCGCCUCGCACCCGCAAACCUCGGCGGCGUGGGUGCGGUCGCUCGCCGCCCUCUCGUCUCCUCUGAACGGGGACCCGGUCACCUUUGCCCUCGGCGCCUGCCCUCCGCCGCCCGCCGCGCCGACGGCGCGCACCUCGUCGCCUUCUUCGACUUGCGCGUGA